Messenger RNA from Linum trigynum, 1004 nucleotides. The record is from the annotation of a GenBank genome assembly. NCBI's taxonomy places the organism in Eukaryota, Viridiplantae, Streptophyta, Magnoliopsida, Malpighiales, Linaceae.
CUGAAACCUACAAGCUCGACACGUUACAUUGACAUCUCUCUCCCGGAUGUCAUCAAUCAUAGACGCUACACGUGUCCACUCAACCGUGUGUGUAUAUAUAUAUAAGCAGUAGAUCAGAUUUCCCAAAUAUCAACUCCACAGAUUAAAAAUGGAGAAAAAACAGGAAGUUUCGCCGGCGGAGGAGAAGAACGCCGAUCGGAGUCGCGGGGUGGACAAAAAGGAGAGCAAAUCAGAUGAGUUCGAUCUGCCGCUGGAGAGCAGCCCUUAUGUGAACUACGACGACUUGGACGACUAUAAGCUCAAAGGCUAUGGAGCUGAAGGCCAUCUCCAACCAGAACCCGGCCGCGGCGCCGGCGCUACUGAUGCUCCCACUCCGUCCGGUGCGGCGGGGACUCGCCAGUACGACGUCGCUGGAACUGGAACCGCUACGGAUACGAUUAAUCAUCAAGGGGUUCCCUAGUCAAUGCGCUGUUUUGCCAGUUGAUUAGAUGCAUGUAUUUUCUUCCACAAAUAAGACAAUACCAUAAGUUUAGUACGGUAUAAGUUGGUACUUAGAAUUGCUGCCGGCUUUUCGGACUCACAUAUUCUAAAUCUAUCGGUCUUUUUCCUCAUAUUUUUUUUUGUUUUCCCCUUCUUGUGUUCCGAUAGAAAGUCGUCGUAGAGCCGCAUCCAGCCAAAGUGGCGGCCCAGGUAGAGAUGGCAACAAAACCCGAACCCAUGGGUACCCACCCGACCCAACCCGGUCAACGCGGGUAAAACCCGUGUUGACGGGUUUUGGGUCGGGUUCGGGUUUAAACCCGCUACACUAUUAACCGGGUCGGGUUGGGUUUGGGUUUAGGUAAACCCGCCCCAUGGGUACCCGCCCACACAUAUAUAAUUACUUUUUCGGUAUAUUUAAUAUUCUAAAUAAUAUAUCUUCCUUAAACAACUAAUAUUCUUUAUGUUUGUGGAGACAUGUAUAAUUUGUUCUUUUUAGUUGUUUAGAAUGAAGUUGAUAUUAUGAA